This is a messenger RNA of Paramisgurnus dabryanus, 4806 nucleotides long. It is a transcript of the gene gria3a, whose product is annotated as glutamate receptor, ionotropic, AMPA 3a. Gene Ontology annotation, cellular component: membrane. NCBI's taxonomy places the organism in Eukaryota, Metazoa, Chordata, Actinopteri, Cypriniformes, Cobitidae. Gene Ontology annotation, biological process: monoatomic ion transport. Gene Ontology annotation, molecular function: ligand-gated monoatomic ion channel activity; signaling receptor activity. The record is from RefSeq and is a predicted model, not a curated record.
AGUGUUUGGCAAAGAGCAAGUCCACAGCCUGGAGACGCCUUUCUUCUAUUGAAUAUUAAUGCCUAUUAUAAACCCAAAUUGCGCUAAGUUCAAUUUAAUAUCCCUGACUGGUAAUGUAAGAGCCCGAGCCAUAAAUAGAUUAAUCUUGAAUUUACUGUGCGCAAGUGGCGCGCGCGAUGUGGGGCAAUGCCGUGGCUCCAGACCUGUGGGAUGCAGCUCGUGAACUUUUUUGUUGAUGUUGGUGCUGCAUAAAUAUUCAAAACGUUGUGAACCCGCGACUGAUGAGACCUGUGGCUGAACCUAAAGGUCUAUACAAGACAGUCCUCCUUGUCGUGGGAGACAAAGUGAGCAGAUCCCGUGAGCGGUUCCCACGCGCGGCAGCUCGCGUGCCGUUUUUCUGUUACGUAUGCGGACAAAACGCCGCGGCUGCGCAAGCCUCGCGCACACUGGUCCGCAGUGGCGGGUUGCGCGUGUGCGUUUGCGCGCACGCGGGUGCUGUUGUAAUUUCACGUCACAUCAAGUUUGAUCAGGGGUCUCGCGCGGUCCGAUUGGAUGAUCCGUCUUCGCUGUCCUGAAUCGAGAAGCUAUGCUCGUAGCCCAAAUGAACCUUCAGGGGAUCGCGUGAGGGAGUCGGUGCACAUCUGGCGAAUUGUAUCGUCGCCCUCGCGCCCGCUCUGGAUGUUGCGCGUGAGCUGAAGAAUUUUAGAGGUCGGAGAAAAAUGCGGCGGCGAGCGCACGCGAGCCUCCUGCUCCUGCCAUGGCUGAUACUGCAAACACACGCAGGAUUUCCUAAUCAGAUCAAUAUCGGGGGUCUCUUCAUGCGCUCAGCGGUCCAGGAACACAGCGCGUUCCGCUUCGCUGUUCAGCUCUAUAACACCAACCAGAACAUCACUGAGAAACCCUUUCAUCUGAAUUACAACGUGGAUAAUCUCGAGUCAUCCAACAGUUUCUCUGUCACGCACGCGUUCUGUUCUCAGUUCUCCAGGGGUGUGUAUGCAAUAUUUGGAUUCUACGAUAGGAGGUCAAUGAACACAUUAACGUCGUUCUGUGGAGCUCUGCACACCUCCUUCAUCACUCCAUCAUUUCCCACGGACACAGAUGUGCAGUUUGUUUUGCAGAUGAGGCCAAGCCUCAAGGGGGCGCUGCUCAGCUUGCUAGCCCAUUACAAGUGGGAAAAGUUUGUCUAUCUGUACGACACUGACAGAGGGUUUUCCAUCCUACAGGCCAUAAUGGAGUCUGCAGUGAUGAAUAAUUGGCAAGUAACAGCUCGUUCAGUGGGGAACAUAGUGGAUCCGCUGGAAUACAGACGUAUUAUUGAAGAAAUGGACCGCCGUCAGGAGAAGCGUUUCCUUAUUGACUGUGAGGUCGAACGUAUUAACAGUAUUCUGGAGCAGGUCCUGAUCUCAGGAAAGAACAGUCGCGGAUAUCAUUACAUCCUGGCUAAUCUUGGUUUUUCUAACAUGAGUUUGGAUAAGGUGUUUUCGGGUGGCGCUAACAUAACUGGCUUUCAAAUCAUAAACCCGGAAAGCCCAAUCGUGCAGCAGUUCCUCCAGCGGUGGGACCGACUCGACGAGAGAGAGUUUCCAGAGUCUGCAAACACUCCACUGAAGUACACCUCUGCCCUGACUCACGAUGCCAUCCUGGUAAUAGUUGAGGCAUUUCGAUAUUUGAGACGUCAGCGUGUAGAUAUUUCCCGCCGAGGGAGCGCGGGCGAUUGCCUCGCCAAUCCGGCUGUUCCUUGGAGCCAGGGAAUCGACAUUGAGAGAGCUCUCAAAAUGGUACAGGUUCAGGGUAUGACAGGAAAUAUUCAGUUUGAUUCGUUCGGGCGGCGAUUAAAUUACACCAUUGAUGUUUAUGAGAUGAAACAUGGUGGACCAAGAAAGAUUGGCUACUGGAAUGAAUAUGAGAAAUUUGUUUAUAUAGUGGAGCAGCAGGUUACCAACGAAUCCUCCUCUGUGGAUAACAGAACCAUUGUGGUCACUACUAUUAUGGAAGCUCCAUAUGUAAUGUACAAGAGGAAUUAUAUGCAGUUGGAAGGGAAUGAUCGGUAUGAGGGCUACUGUGUAGACUUGGCAUCAGAAAUCGCCAAGCACGUGGGCAUAAAGUACAAACUGUCCAUUGUGGCCGAUGGAAAGUAUGGAGCGCGUGACCCCGAGACCAAGACCUGGAAUGGCAUGGUGGGAGAGUUGGUGUAUGGGAGAGCAGAUAUAGCGGUGGCUCCCCUCACGAUAACCCUAGUACGGGAGGAGGUGAUAGAUUUCUCCAAGCCAUUCAUGAGUCUGGGCAUUUCCAUCAUGAUCAAGAAGCCACAGAAGUCUAAACCUGGAGUCUUCUCAUUCCUGGACCCGCUGGCCUAUGAGAUCUGGAUGUGUAUCGUGUUCGCAUACAUUGGUGUCAGUGUGGUCCUUUUCCUGGUGAGUCGUUUUAGUCCAUACGAAUGGCACCUAGAUGAAAACGAAGAAGUGAAGGAUCCGCAGACGCCGCCCGACCCGCCCAACGACUUCGGCAUCUUUAACAGUCUCUGGUUCUCACUUGGAGCUUUCAUGCAGCAAGGAUGCGAUAUCUCACCAAGGUCUUUGUCUGGGCGUAUAGUUGGAGGUGUUUGGUGGUUCUUCACUCUAAUCAUCAUUUCAUCCUACACUGCAAAUCUGGCCGCUUUCCUGACUGUGGAAAGAAUGGUGUCGCCUAUAGAGAGUGCGGAAGACCUGGCCAAGCAGACCGAAAUCGCCUAUGGAACCCUGGACUCCGGCUCCACCAAAGAGUUUUUCAGGCGUUCAAAGAUCGCCGUCUACGAAAAGAUGUGGUCAUAUAUGAAGUCUGCCGAGCCGUCUGUGUUUGUGAAAACGACCCCGGAUGGAGUGGCUCGUGUGCGCAAGUCAAAGGGAAAGUUUGCGUUCCUGCUCGAGUCUACGAUGAACGAAUACAUCGAGCAAAGAAAGCCAUGUGACACUAUGAAGGUGGGAGGGAACCUGGACUCCAAGGGCUACGGCGUGGCCACGCCCAAAGGGUCGGCAUUAAGAAGUGCAGUUAACCUGGCGGUGUUAAAGCUGAACGAGCAGGGCCUCCUGGACAAGCUGAAAAAUAAAUGGUGGUACGACAAGGGAGAAUGCGGCAGCGGGGGAGGGGACUCGAAGGAUAAGACCAGCGCGCUGAGUCUGAGUAACGUGGCUGGCGUGUUUUAUAUUCUGGUGGGGGGUCUGGGUCUCGCCAUGACUGUGGCACUGGUGGAGUUCUGCUAUAAGUCGCACCAGGAGACCAAACGCCUCAAACUCGUCAAAAAUGCCCAGAACUUCAAACCAGCGCCUCCAUCCACUGCACAGAGUUUUACUACUUACAGAGAGGGAUAUAAUGUCUAUGGAACAGAGAGCGUCAAGAUAUAAUGAUUGGAAUUCUGUCCCUGGCUGAACAUAACGUAUGUGGCAUGGGUUAGAUUCUCUGUCUGACUGCACUUCCCUUUAGAAAGUGGACACGCUGUCAUUCAAACCUCUUCAGAACCUUUUUUCUCUUCAUUGACCACAACCUGAACCAAUAAUCAAGCGACGGACUAUCGGAUUGAGCAACCCACCGACCCUCUCUCAGUGCCUUACGAAACCAGUGGCAGAACAUCAAAAUAUGCAGGCCAUCUCACCAAAGUCCUGGUGAUGGCUUGCUGGGUGCUGGGUCUGAAUUUAAAUGAAUCUGAUUAGGAGAGGGAAAGACAAAGGAGGGAGUGAGACACACAGAGAGAGAGAGAGAAGGUUUGAUUUGGUUUAUCUCAUGCUCUGUGAUGACAUGAGUGACAGCCAGCUUGUCUCCAUGACAACUCACACCAGAAGGGAUAUCUGCUGUAAAAAUGUAUGCAAACUGCAGAAAACAUUUUUUAAUGAGUUUGUUUGUUCAUUUGUCGAAAAGCUGUCCUGUGAUUUAGUGUUCCUAACAUUGUGUCAUGCAUAAUUUUAGAUCUAUUCUGGCAUCUAUUGUCAAUAUUUUGCCCUCUUCGCAAUUUCUUCAGAGUGUUUUUACUUUGGUUUAGAGAGAGUGUUUUACUGUAUGUGCAUGUGUGUGUGAGAGAAUAUAACGCAGUCUUCCUCCUGUAAACCAGGGUGUUGGACUUUAAAUUUACUUUAUCCUGUAAAAGAGAGAUAUUAACAACAGCACAUUCAACAAGCAACAGGUUAAACAAACACAUUUUUUACUAUCGUAGUUGAGAGGUAACUGUUUUCUAAUUUAGAAAAGUUUAGUAAGAUUAAGUUUAAAUCCAUCUUGAAUAGUUUGUAAUCAUUUAAAGUUAAAUUAUUUUAAUUUACAAUACUACAUUACUGUGAUGUCUAUGGGGAAAUACAAUCUCUGUUCAUCGUACUGAUGAAAAAAGAGAAAACAUGACUCUUUAGUUUUAUAAAUCCAGAUGAUGACACUACUGUAUGUUUAAAUUGUUUAACAUUUCUUUAGGUGGUCAAAUGCACAUUUUUUAAAGGGUUUUAUAUAACUGAUUUCUGUUUAAUUUCUAAGUAAAGUUGCAUGAGUGAUAAAAAAACUGUUUCCUAUUAACGAGACCUCCCCGGCCCACCCUUAUUUACCCCUGACCUGCUCCUUUGAUACCCCUCUCCCUUAAAACCUCUGCUGUUCCUUUAUCCUGAUUCAGUUAAACAAAUAAAUAAAGAGGCAGAAUAGAAAUACAAAACGAUCGAGAUACAUUCUAAAAACAACAAUAUCUUCUUCUUGCAUGACUGCAUCCAACUAUUAAACAUUUGAGUUUAUUUUGUAAAUAAAAGCAGAUUUAAGAUAAAUCAAAUCUGACUGAUGUGUGAUUUCUGUUUUAAUGUACAA